AUGGAAAUCAGCAAUAGAAAGGACAUCGAGAAAUUGAUUGCCUAUAGUAAAAGUAUUCAAGUUGGCCUCAUUGAAGAUGUAUUUAUGUGAGCUAUAUGAGGAUUUCAACGACCAAUACACUCCCCCUGAGAAAUAUGUCUAUGAUUCAGAACCUAUUCCUGAAAUUAAAUUAGAAGAACUUGAAACAAAUCUAAAUGAAGAUGAGAUGCUUAAAUUGUUAAAACAGAAUGUUCAAUCUGCCUAAAUGAAAGAUAGUAUAAGCAGUGAACCGGAUAGUUUAGAGAGUUAAGAUUCAAUUGAAAGAAGAGCUACUCCUCCUAAAAGAUAAUAAUAAUAGGUUCAACCUCCUAUCCAAGUCCCUGUUUAGAAGAGCUAAACUACUGUUGACAUGACAGAGUACAAUAAAGUUCCUGAAGAAGUAUUAUAGUUUUUGGAUGGAGCUAAAGGACGUAAAUCUAUGUUAGGUGCAGCCAUAAAAAAUACUAAGGGAACUAGUAUGUUGUUACCAUCACAAGGAAAACCUAUUAAAAUAUACUUUUUUAACACCCAACAAUAUAUUCAAAUAAAUGUUGCAAAAAAUACUACAGUUCUAUAAGUUAUAAGAAUGAGUAUAACUGAAUAUUAGAAUAGCAAAAAUUUUGAUUAGAAAUUGCUUAGAUAUCCUAAUAAUGUUGAUGCUUAUGAAAUUAGAUUUGUUGAUGAUGACUUUGAAUUUAAAGCAGAAAUGGCUUUUGGUGCUAUUGAUAAAAAGAAAGAAAUCUUAUCUACAUAGACAAAUAUCUUUUCUCUUAUUGAGAUAAGUAAUUAUAAAGAAUAAACAAAUGAUAUGUAAAUCUUUGAAAAAAUUAAUCCAAAUAUGGUUUUAAUUGAAGUGGUGAUCAUUGACUAGAAACCUGAAAAGAAUGUAACUACAAAAGUUCAAUUAGAUAAGAAUUCAAUUGUUGCAGAUAUUAUCACAUAAAUUAGCAAGAAAAAUAAAUAAGUAAUAUAUAACAAACUAUUUUUAGAUUAAUUAAGUAAACUUUCUUAUUCAAUUAAAUGAUGAUGACACUAUUUUAGAUCUUGAUUUAAGAAUGCCAGUUGUCUAAUUAUAAAAUAAAAAGAUUUAAAUUAAAUAAAAGACAUGGGCAGAUUAAGCAGAAUAAUAAUCAAUUAAUACUUAAAGAAGAGACACAAUCACAGAGUAAGAUGAUUAUGUAGAUGCUCCAUUAAAUCAUAUUCAAGCAUUUAAAUAUGAGAAAUUUACAGUAGUAAAAAUUAAUGAAAGAGGAAAAAGAUAAGAUAGAAUAUUAGGUAUAGAUCAAUUUAGAAUUUAUAAUAUGAACAAGAAAGAAAAUUUAGGUUUAUGAAUUAAAUAUAAUAUUAGGAUUAUUUGAAAGGAUUUUAAAUAAUAAAAAUACAGGCACAAAGUUUCCAGAGAGAUUAAUAGAAGAUAUUGUUGAUAUCCGUAUUGCUAAUUAAUUUUUAUAUAUUACUUUUAAAUAAGAGAGUAAUUUUAUAAUUAUUUAUUUUUUAAGAUGAUUUUAAAGAAUUGAAAUUUGAUACAUUAGAUUCUAAAAUUGCAUUAAAGAUUUAUAAAAAGAUUAAUUUUAUUAGAGACUUUUAGAUUACAACUUAAAAAGUUAGAACUUAUAGUUAAAAAUUAGAUUGA
This is a messenger RNA of Paramecium pentaurelia, 1651 nucleotides long. Lineage: Eukaryota; Ciliophora; Oligohymenophorea; Peniculida; Parameciidae. The record is from the annotation of a GenBank genome assembly.